CCCAACUUCCACACCCUAAAUCCUUUCUUAGUACUGUCUCUCUUCAAGUUUUCCACCCCGCACCGCAGCUUCAAAGACCCUAGCGCCGCAUCCGCAUCUCAACGGCAACAUGGUUCUUCAAAACGAUAUUGAUUUGUUGAAUCCUCCAGCCGAGCUUGAGAAGAAGAAGCACAAGCUCAAGCGCCUCGUUCAAUCUCCCAAUUCGUUCUUCAUGGAUGUUAAAUGUCAAGGCUGCUUCAACAUAACAACCGUAUUUAGCCACUCUCAAACUGUGGUGGUGUGUGGUAACUGCCAGACAGUUCUAUGCCAGCCUACUGGUGGUAGAGCUAGACUCACCGAAGGAUGCUCUUUCAGAAGAAAGGGUGACUAAAUCUGAUGGCUGAUAUUGGAAGAAGAGUUUUCUGCAGUUUUUUUUUGCAAUCGCUAUGCCAGUAAUAAAGGCUGCUUCUAAUUUUCCUAUAUGAUUAGUUCAUGCUAUUACAGAGCUGCUGAGUGUAUUUUUACAUUUUAUAUUAUUCUGUUUGACUCCAUUCAGUGAGAUGACAUGGGUUAUUGUAAGUAGGAGACUUCUAAAUAUAGCCUCAGAUGUUUGAUUUUGCAGAAAGGUAGUAGUAAACUGCAUGCAUGCGAGCCAUGCUUGUUAUGAGUUUUUCCAAGCAUUGGUGUUAUGCUAUAUGUUGAUGUUUGAUGUAUGGGUUAUAUCCAUACUUUUGACUUCAUUUACAGUAACACCAUUCGUAA
Durio zibethinus is the source of this 741-nucleotide messenger RNA. Lineage: Eukaryota; Viridiplantae; Streptophyta; Magnoliopsida; Malvales; Malvaceae. The record is from RefSeq and is a predicted model, not a curated record.